AUGGGAACCUGCUUCACCAUGUGUUGUUCCAGCCGGACCAUCCUUGAAAACCAGCCAGAGUCCAACACCCCAGAACCGGAGGAAACUUUCCUUGUGUCUCUCUACGACUACCCAUCGCUUGAGCACACAGAACUAACCAUGCACAUGGGGGAAAGAUUAACAGUUGUGGCAGAUGAUGGUGAUUUCAUGAUGGUGAGAUCUGCGGUCACAGGCCGCGAGAGCUACAUCUCCAUCAACUACACGGCCAAGGUGACACACAGGUGGCUGUUCACUGGCAUCAGCAGGUACAAAGCAGAGGAGCUGCUCAAGCAUCCAAACAACCAGAGCGGUGCCUUCUUGGUCCGAGAGUCAGAGACUCACAGAGACUGCUACUCCCUGUCCAUCCUGAGGAGGAGCAACUCUUCCAACCUGAACCCUGUGAAGCACUACCGCAUCUCGCACCUGGAGAACUCCUGGGUCUACAUUUCUCCUGGUCUCACCUUCCCCUCCCUCCGUCACCUGGUGGAGCACUACUCAGACUCUGCCGACGGGCUGUGCUGUCGGCUGACGGAGCCUUGUUUCGUCCUGGGUCUGGACAGAGAGGCCCGGCCCGUCCCCAUAACUGUCAGGAUACCUACGAUCAACUGGAAGGACAUCAGAAGGUCUGUGAUCCUCAGGAGGAAGAGGAUGGAGUCCGACAACGCUCUGGUGAGCGAUGGUCUGAGGGAGGCCAUCAGCUCCUACCUCCAGAUGACGGAGUGCAAAGAUGACUUCUGGGACACGUGAUGGGGGGAGCGUGCAUCACUUUGAGAGAUGGAAGUCAAACAGACAGAGUGGAGACAUGGCCUGUCGCAGCUGCAGCAUGAAUAAAGCCACUGAGGGAGGCUGGUGCGCCUGAAUGUCGUCUUUGUGGAGGUCCUGUAGGUGUGAGACCGAGACACUACAUUGAUGCUCAGUCGCAUCAGAAUGAACGCUGGGAGC
Nematolebias whitei (Rio pearlfish) is the source of this 960-nucleotide messenger RNA. It is a transcript of the gene sla2a, whose product is annotated as Src like adaptor 2a. The record is from RefSeq and is a predicted model, not a curated record. Gene Ontology annotation, molecular function: protein binding. The transcript has 7 exons. NCBI's taxonomy places the organism in Eukaryota, Metazoa, Chordata, Actinopteri, Cyprinodontiformes, Rivulidae. The coding region runs from base 1 to 765 and encodes 254 amino acids.